AUGUUGAACCCAAAUCACCCUUAGGUUUCUUAGCCCUUCUUCAUUGAUGUUAUCGCUGCUGAUUAAUCUUUAUAUUACAAACAAAGAAAACAGGCAAUUCCAAUUUCAAAGUCUCAGCCAUUUACUCUAGUAGUUAGCUAAUUAGUUUCUCUGUGGAUUUGUUGUGCAUAAAUAGACGAAACUAAUAUGCCGCAGUCGUCGUCGUCGUCCUCCAAGAUUCAUCCGGCGGCCGCCGCCGAUAACAGACGCACGCCUCACAAUGACGACGAUCAGCCUCCUCGUCCGCUGCCGAUUGCUUUCACGGUGUGGAAGAGAUCCAGCAUUAGUUUCCAUGGAACCGACGGGUUCACGGUGUUUGAUCACCUCGGCAGGUUGAUUUUUCGCGUCGACAAUUAUACGAGGAAGAGGACGGCGAGGCUGUCUUCCUCCGUGGUGGUUGGGAGCGGCGGAGGAGGGUGCAGAGCGCAGGUGCAUGCCAAGGAACAUGGCGGCGGCCUUGUUCUCAUGGACGGAUUCGGCAAGGCUCUAUUAACACUCGUGCCACAGUUACACAUGCCAAGCAUGCAUUAUCAGUGGAUUGGUUAUAGAGGAGAAGAUGAUGAAUGCAAUCCCAGAACGCCAUUAUUCAUGAUGAGAAGGCCGUCACAUCCUUCUCCAUUCCUCCCAAGCUUAAGGUCACUGUCAACCAAAAUUAGGUGCGAGGCUGAAGUCUUUGUCGGAGACUGCCACCGGGGAGCUAUUAAGAGCAGCCGGAGGCCGGAUUACAGGAUAGAAGGAUCCUUCAAGAGGCGGGAUUGCAAGAUCACCGGGGCCGAUGGCCGGACAGUUGCAAGCAUAUCCAGGAAGUUAGCCAAGACAACAAACAGUGCAAACACUAGUACAAGUGUGUUGCUGAGUGAUGAUGUUUUCAGUUUGGUGGUAGAGGCAGGGAUGGAACCUGCUCUUGUUAUGGCCUUCAUAAUGGCCAUAGAUAGGCUUUGCCCUAAACCACAUACCCCCUUUCUGUGUUCCUAACUAUGGACAAACACAACUCCUAUUGAGUCUUCAUCCAUAUUUUACUGCUCAACGCAAGUUAUAUUUUAGGCAGCUUAAUUUUGGAUUAGGGUUAAGGAAUUACAAAUUCGGGAAUGUGCGAUUUUGGUCAUUCAAUUGUCAGAGCUUAGUCAUUUUAGCCACUAACUAUCAUGGGUGAGUAAAUGACACCCUCAGUUAUUCCAAAUUGUUGCAAUUUUGACCCUUCCGAACAGAAGAAACUCCAUUAUGGCUGAAACAACAAGUGUCUUUGGUCCUUCCAAAUUGAUGUUAUGUUGCUCUUAAUAACGUGUGGAUUUGGGAGGACCAAUUCUUUUGUGGCUG
Messenger RNA from Ipomoea nil (Japanese morning glory), 1356 nucleotides. Its product is annotated as protein LURP-one-related 5-like. Lineage: Eukaryota; Viridiplantae; Streptophyta; Magnoliopsida; Solanales; Convolvulaceae. The transcript is spliced from 2 exons. Bases 187 to 1014 code for a protein of 275 amino acids. The record is from RefSeq and is a predicted model, not a curated record.